This is a messenger RNA of Drosophila montana, 923 nucleotides long. It is a transcript of the gene Tsen34, whose product is annotated as tRNA splicing endonuclease subunit 34. Gene Ontology annotation, molecular function: tRNA-intron lyase activity; nucleic acid binding. Gene Ontology annotation, biological process: tRNA-type intron splice site recognition and cleavage; tRNA splicing, via endonucleolytic cleavage and ligation. The transcript has 5 exons. Lineage: Eukaryota; Metazoa; Arthropoda; Insecta; Diptera; Drosophilidae. Bases 96 to 923 code for a protein of 275 amino acids. Gene Ontology annotation, cellular component: tRNA-intron endonuclease complex. The record is from RefSeq and is a predicted model, not a curated record.
ACGUCUACGCUGUUAAUAACAGUUUAGAAAAAUGUUAAAUCUGUCGAUGCCAAAAUCAUAUGGGUUUUGUUAUAAAAAGUCAAAGAUAAAUUAAAAUGUAUUUAACAUUGCUAAAUGGCACCGGAUAUGUUUUCGAUGUGAACGAUUAUAUGGAACUACGCACGAAAUACCGCAUAAUGGGAGCUCUUGUGGGCACGGCCAACACCAAAGGAUGGAGCUCGAGUGAAGCAGCCCUUCCCUUGGAGCUGACUAAAUACGAGACGCAGUUGCUCGUAGAUGAAGGCUUUGCCGUUCUGGUCAGCAAAGCCGAAGCUUUAACGAAGCUUCCAACUCAAGAUAUGUUGCAGGCCUAUCAAAGGGACUUUGAGUCGCGUUUAAUGUCACAGAGAGAUGCCUUAAAGACGGAAAAGCUGCGCGAAACCAGACGCCAUGUGGACAAAAUUAUAAUCGGCAAGCGCAACAAGUUGAUAAAGCAAGGAAAACCCGAUGAGGCUGCCGCCCUAACGGCAAAAGAUGUGCUCCAUGAAGUUGCCAACAAUUUUGAAUUUGAUCGCCAGAACGCCCUCGUGGAGCUGCCUUGCUCACAUAUGGAAUAUCACUCCUCGCAGCUCUGCACUACUCCAGUUUACGAUACCAGCUCGCUUAAAUAUCGGGUUUUUCAUGAUCUUUGGAAGCGUGGCAAGUUUGUCACGUGUGGCGAUGCGUUUGGUGCCGACUUCUUGGUCUAUCCCGGCGAUCCGUUGCUCUAUCACGCCUCACACAUUGUCAUCAUACAACCAACGCUUGUUAUACGUCCCCUGGAGCUGAUUGCCAAGGUGCGAUUGUCGGUUAUUGUCAACAAGAACUGCGUGUUUGCCUAUGAGGAAUCUACUGGCAAUACAAUUGGUUACCAGACCGUUGCCUGGUGCAAUCCGAGCAAGUAG